Theobroma umbraticum is the source of this 1147-nucleotide messenger RNA. RefSeq names its product fatty acid desaturase A (gene FADA). NCBI's taxonomy places the organism in Eukaryota, Viridiplantae, Streptophyta, Magnoliopsida, Malvales, Malvaceae. The record is from RefSeq and is a predicted model, not a curated record.
AUGUCUAUCUUGCCUCAACACAAAUACCCUUUAAGGUCUCUAACCGACGGUCCCACGUGCCCGCGGCCGUGCCGUAUUGCACGUUUGACAUGUUCAGCUACCACAACCAAGCCUAGGUCCAGCCAGAAUCAGCUAGUCAUCGAGCCAAGGCUCGUGACUACACCGGACCCGGUCACAACCAUUCCUAGUACUGGCACUCCCUUGCCUAAUGAACCAAGUUUGGAAUCAACGUGGCCUCACAGGGGGUGGGUGGCUAGUGGGUGCACCACAUUGGUCAUUUCACUAGCCAAGGCCAUGAUGGGUGCAGCUGAUUCUCAUGUGUGGCUCGAGCCUAUGCUAGCUGGUUAUGUCGGGUACAUUGUAGCUGAUCUUUUGUCCGGGGUGUACCAUUGGGGUGUCGACAAUUAUGGUGAUGCAUCGACUCCAGUUUUCGGUUCACAAAUCGAAGGAUUCCAGGGUCACCACAGAUGGCCCUGGAUUAUCACCAGGCGCCAGUUUGCUAACAAUUUAUAUGCACUGGCUCGUAACGUAACUAUCACUGUGCUUCCAAUAGACAUUCUCUGCAACGACCCUGUGGCUCAAGGCUUUGUUAGUAUCUGUGCCGGUUGCAUUAUGUUUAGCCAACAAUUCCAUGCUUGGUCCCACGGCACCAAGAGCAAGCUCCCUCCAUUGGUGGUCGCGCUACAAGAUGCUGGUGUGCUUGUCUCCCGGUCGCAACAUUCUGCACACCAUAAGCCACCAUAUAACAGUAACUACUGCAUAGUGAGUGGAGUUUGCAAUGAAUUUUUGGACAAGAACAAGGUGUUCGAGGCAUUGGAGAUGGUUAUAUUUUUCAAGCUCGGGGUGAGACCCAGGUCUUGGAGUGAGCCUGGUGCUGAAUGGACUGAAGAAACUGAUGAAACUCAACCUCAAGUUACAGUUCAUUGAAACAUUUUCCCCCCUCUUGUAAUAAGAAGCAAAAGCAAACAUUCAAUAUUUGAAGUGAUUUGUUUAUGUGGACAACUGGCUCUGGGGUGCAUAUAUAAUCAUGAGCGUCUGCCACAAGCAGCAUUGCAUUGUUAUCAGAAAGAGGUACCAUUUAUCAAUUUUUACUAGAAAUUAAAACAUUUAGAGAUUUAUUGUUAUGUUUGUAUACAUAAUCAUGUUG